GCGGAGCAGUGGAGCGGCGGAGGUGUGGCGGUGGAGCUCCGUGCUGGUGGAGGGAGGAUCGAGUCCGUAUGAGACACUCAGACGAAGCAGGCGGCGCAUUCCUCCACCUUCCCCCGGUUCCGGUGCUCGAGUCCUGCGCAGCGCACAGAGCGGAGGUCCGGCACCAUGGAGGAUGUGUACGGCUUCACCCGCAGCCCUGCCUGGGAGGAACUGGAGCCGGAGAAAGGACCGGUGUCCGCGGCGGGGAUCCAUGCCCAUGUGGUGGGCGCUGUCGCCGGCUCCGGGGCCGCGGACGAGUCCUCUGACAGCGAGGCGGAGCAGGAAGGCCCCCAGAAGCUGAUCCGGAAAGUGUCCACCUCCGGGCAGAUCCGGAGCAAGACCAGUAUAAAGGAAGGACUGCUGCUGAAACAGACCAGCUCGUUCCAGAGGUGGAAGAAACGCUACUUCAAGCUGCGGGGCCGAACUCUCUACUACGCCAAGGAUGCCAAGUCCGGCAGUGCCGUGGCGCGCUGGCAGGAGCGGGCGCUGCGCCGAGUGUCCAGGAGCCGCGUGGGCUGGCGUGUUCUGUCCGUGUGCUGGACGGGCGCACGCCGCUCCCCCCCGCCUCUGGGUGCCUGCGGGUCUGAGGAAGGCCUAGUGAGAAUCCGGUCCCUCAUCUUUGACGAGGUGGACCUAUCGGACGCCAGCGUUGCAGAGUCCAGCACAAAGAAUGUCAACAACAGCUUCACAGUGAUCACUCCGUUCCGUCGGCUCAUCCUCUGCGCUGAGAACAGGAAAGAGAUGGAGGACUGGAUCAGUUCUCUGAAGUCCGUCCAGUCCAGGGAGCAUUACGAGACGGCACAGUUUAAUGUGGAACAUUUCUCAGGGAUGCACAACUGGUACGCCUGCUCCCACGCACGGCCCACCUUCUGCAACGUGUGCAAAGACAGCUUGUCUGGGGUCACGUCCCACGGCCUCUCCUGCGAAGUUUGCAAAUUCAAGGCCCACAAGCGCUGCGCGGUCAGAGCCACUAACAACUGCAAAUGGACGACUCUGGCGUCCAUCGGGAAGGACAUCAUCGAGGACGAGGACGGGAUUGCGAUGCCUCACCAGUGGCUGGAAGGGAACCUGCCCGUCAGUGCCAAGUGUGCCGUGUGUGAUAAGACGUGUGGCAGCGUGCUGCGGCUGCAGGACUGGCGCUGCCUCUGGUGCAAAGCGAUGGUGCACACAGCCUGUAUGGACCUGUACCCUCGCAAGUGUCCUCUGGGUCAGUGCAAGGUCUCCAUCAUCCCCCCCACAGCACUCAACAGCAUCGACUCAGACGGCUUCUGGAAGGCCACCUGUCCUCCCUCAUGUGCCAGUCCCCUCCUGGUGUUCGUCAACUCCAAGAGCGGCGACAACCAGGGGGUGAAAUUCCUGCGGCGCUUCAAGCAGCUCCUCAACCCGGCACAAGUGUUUGACCUGGUGAACGGGGGGCCGCACCUCGGUCUGCGACUGUUCCAAAAGUUUGACAACUUCCGGAUUCUGGUGUGCGGGGGGGACGGCAGCGUGGGAUGGGUCCUCUCAGAGAUCGACAAACUCAAUCUACACAAACAGUGCCAGCUGGGGGUGCUGCCGCUGGGCACCGGGAACGACCUGGCCCGGGUCCUGGGCUGGGGCCCGUCCUGCGACGACGACACCCAGCUGCCCCAGAUCCUGGAGAAGCUGGAGAGGGCCAGCACCAAGAUGCUGGACCGCUGGAGCAUCAUGACCUACGAGAUCAAGAUCCCGCCCAAACACAGCUGCCCCACCACGCCCGAGGGGCCGGACGACUGCCAGUUUCAUAUUUCUGCCUAUGAAGACUCAGUCGCUGCCCACCUCACGAAGAUCCUCAACUCCGAGCAGCACUCUGUGGUCAUCUCCGCCGCCAAGAUCCUGUGUGAAACGGUGAAGGAUUUCGUUGCCAAAGUGGGAAAAGCUUACGAGAAGAGCACAGAAAACACAGAUGAGUGCGACACCAUGUCUCUCAAAUGUGCCAUCCUGACCGAGAAGAUGGACUCGCUCCUCCACGCCCUCAACUCCGAGAGCCAGGCUCUGCCUCCGCUGCCCCACUCCACCCCUCCCAUAGUGGAGGAGGAGCAGGAGGAGGAGGAGGAGGAAGAUGAGGAGGAGGAGGCCAGCGAAGAGAGCCUGACGGAGCUGAAGGAGAAGCUGGAGGAAGAGGAGACGGAGAAGGGAGGACGGGGCGGCAGCUCCCAACACCAGCUGUUCAAGAGCAGGGAGCAGCUGAUGCUCCGGGCCAACAGCCUGAAGAAAGCUGUGAGGCAGAUCAUAGAGCAGGCGGAGAGAGUGGUUGACGAGCAGGCGGUCCACACGGACGACACCGAGCUGCCGUCCUCCCUGGAGUUCAGGAAAGAGAGCGAGGACGAGAACAGGGACAGUGAGAAGGACGAAGACACCAAGGAGCUGGAGUCGCUGCCAUCUGCCAAGAGUCCCUGUUCCCCGAUGGAGAGGAGGGUGAGCCGCAGCACUCAGUCCUACAGCUCCUUCACCAUCACGCCAUUCACCACCAGCAAGGAGAACCUGCCGGUGCUCAACACACGCAUCAUCUGCCCGGGCUUGCGGGCAGGCCUGGCUGCCUCCAUCGCCGGCAGCUCCAUCAUUAGUAAGAUGCUGCUGGCGAACAUCGACCCGUUCGGCGCCACGCCCUUCAUCGACCCCGACCUGGAUUCGCUGGAGGGCUACAUGGAGAAGUGUGUGAUGAACAACUACUUUGGAAUCGGCCUGGAUGCUAAAAUCUCGCUGGAGUUCAACAACAAGCGAGAGGAGCAUCCGGAGAAAUGCAGGAGUCGGACCAAGAACAUGAUGUGGUACGGAGUGCUGGGCACCAAGGAGCUUCUGCAGAGAACCUACAAGAACCUGGAGCAGAAGGUCCAGCUGGAGUGUGACGGACAGUACAUCCCCCUGCCCAGCCUCCAGGGCAUCGCCGUGCUGAACAUUCCCAGCUACGCAGGCGGGACCAACUUCUGGGGCGGCACCAAGGAGGAUGACAUCUUCUGUGCUCCGUCGUUCGAUGAUAAGAUCCUGGAGGUGGUGGCCGUGUUCGGCAGCAUGCAGAUGGCCGUUUCCCGAGUCAUCAAACUGCAACACCACCGCAUCGCACAGUGCCGGACCGUGAAGAUCACCAUCCUGGGCGAUGAAGGAGUUCCCAUCCAGGUGGACGGGGAGGCCUGGAUCCAGCCGCCCGGCGUCAUCAAGAUCCAACACAAGAACCGGGCUCAGAUGCUCACCAGAGACCGGGCGUUUGAGAACACGCUGAAGUCGUGGGAGGACAAGCUGAAGUACGACAAGCCUCCUCUGAGGCCUCACCUCUACCCUCAGCAGUCUGUGGACCUGGCCACGGAGGAGGAGGCCGCCAUGGUGCAGAUGUGCGCCCGAGCUGCAGAGGAGCUCAUCACCAGGAUAUGUGAGGCUGCAAAGACCAACGGGCUUUUAGAGCAGGAGCUGGCUCAUGCUGUUAACGCUGCGUCACACGCCAUCAACAAGACACACCCCAAGUUCCCAGAGAGUCUGGCGAGGAUCACAGCGAUCGAGGUGGCCAGCACCGUCAAAGCUCUGUACAACGAGACCGAGUCCCUGCUGCUGGGCCGAGUCUCUCUGCAACUGGACCAACCGGAGGAGGAUCUGCUGUCCAGUGCUCUGCAGAGCGCCGAGCUGGAAAUGGCCAAACUGGGAGAGAUCCCGUGGCUCUACAACAUCCUGCAGCCUAACGACGAGGAGGACCACUCUCUGGGUUACGGCAAGAGGAACAAUCGCAGCAGCAUGUUUCGCAUUGUCCCCAAGUUCAAGAAGGAGAAGGCCGCCAAGAAGACCAGUCCUCAGUCAGUGGAAAGAUGGGGCCCGGAGGAGGUGGGCGUCUGGCUGGAGCAGCUGAGCCUGGGCGAGUACAGAGACACCUUCAUCCGCCACGACAUCCGCGGCUCGGAGCUGCUGCACCUGGAGCGGCGGGACCUGAAGGAUCUGGGGAUAUCGAAAGUGGGUCAUAUGAAGAGAAUUCUCCAGGGAACUAAAGACCUGGCCAAGGUCUCCAUGGUGGACCUCUAACCCAGGAGCUGGAGCGACUGGUGGGGGGGAGGAACCAACUCUCCCCUCGUGUCAAUGGAAGAGUUGUGAGGCGUCGUGAAGAAGAGGAGAGGAACUGAAGAAGAGGAGCUGGAGUGACUCUCUCUUUGUGACGUUGUGAGCAGCUCGCUCAUGUUUGUUUGUGCUCUGGUGCCAAUGGAGGAAGCUGAAGGAAGUCGCAACAGGAAGUCGUGGAUCCUCACUAACAAACAAACAAACAAACAAUCAAAAAAGCCAUUUCUGAGUUAAUAACCAUUUCUAGCACACAACCAGGUAUGCAACUAACCAUUACUGUUCACAGGCAACCCGCCGUCUGGGUUCCCAUUACUAACCAGUAGCAAAACCAGGACUUCCAUGAGUGUGGGUUAGGUUUGAGUCCAGGUCCGAGUGUGUGACGCUGCUGGACCUCAGGUCACAUGUCGGCUCCAGACAGGGAGGGGGCGGAGCCUGAAGGUUCCUGUCGCAUGCUACGCUCGCUCAACCUUAGAGACGUUUAACUGCAUGAUUAGUGUCUUGGGUUUUAUUUCGUGUGCUAAAUAACACUUGAACAAGUUUUACAUGACUUAAGUAUUUCGAUGCCAUUUGUUACUACUGAGAAGCAUCUUUCUGGUCUCACUCAAACCUUCUUUCUAGAUUUAAUUUAUUCUGUUUGCAUGACGAUGACGUGUCAAUGAUUUGUGUCCAGUGCCAUAUCUUGGGUCAUUUCCUGUGAACUGUGCUUUACUGGUAGACGUCAUGAGAACUUUGGUUUUUUAUUUGAGAAAAGCUGUUGUUGCGGUUUUGAGUAUUUGGAUUUAAUAUCUGUGAGUGGACAUCAGAACCGAAGUGAAUGUCUAUGAAACGUGAUCGUCUGAUGACUCUGCUCUGAACUCCACUCUGUUAUUUAAUAGACCAGUAGAUCUUAGGUCUUAUUUCCAUUUGAGGUUUAUUAGUCAGGAAGUUAAACCACAUCGACUGUGGGGAAGUUUGUUUUUAGGAAAACUUAAAAGGCACUUUUUACUUCUUGCUUCAUGCAAGUGCAAAAUCCUCAUAUCGUAGAAUUAACUCUUCACCUCAACCUUUUUACUUUCGGCAGUGUAACGCAGUAUUUAACACUAAUGAGAAUAGGAGUUAGAUAUUGGUUUUGAGUAUAUGUACACAGUAAUACUACAGCUGACCUGCAGCAGCCUGCAUAGCAACUAGUUCAACUACUUUUACUUCAACUCAUUUAAAGUAAGUUUCUUCUAAGACUGGUGGCAUUACAGGGUAUAUUUCCACACGUGUCCCCAUAUAUAUAUAUAUAUAUAACUAAAUAUAUAUAUAUACACGCACUGUAUAUACAGUAAACCAGUGUAUGCAAACAAUGUUUGUAGGUGUUGUAGUCUAAUGGAUUUGUAUAUUAUUGCUGACAUGGCAUGCAUUGUCCACAGCUUACACAUUUGAUUGUGUAUAUUACACCUUGACGAGUGUGUAUAGUUGAUCUUGUUCUAAUCUCUUGUACAUGAUGAUGCUGUUGUAUUUUAAUGAUGGUGCAAUAUUUGAUCUCUUGUUUUGAUACUUGUCUCUGCAGCUUUCUGACAUGAAGGAGAAAAAACCCUUGAAAGAGUUUUUUUGUACCGUUUCUCCUCCUCGAGUUUGAGGAUUAGAUUUUAAAGCUUCGACCCACAGACAGAUGUUUUCUAACGGACUCCACGUUUCUUCCAGCAGUUCACUAGUUUGUAGUUUUGCUCCUCUGUGCUUCCAGGACGAUACACCUCGGUGGGACUGUGUCGGUGAAUGAGUCGAGUGGGCAGACACGACUGUUGUGUGUUUCUAAUGUGUAUCACGACGUGUUAGUGUGUGUUCUACAACAGUGGAAUAUUUGACCUCGUACCAUCGUUAACUUCCUCUUUCGGAGAAUCAUUUCUUGCUCGUACAUCGGUUUUUAUUCUUUCUGUUUCCAUCGUGUAUAAAAUAGUUUUUUUUAGAUAAAUAUCGAGUGUUAAAAGCCAACGAGACGCACAAGUUUCCCCCCCGAUAAUCUCAAAUAACUGAAUGGAGCGAAUCAGUUUGUGAGGAGUGGUGCACUGACCCUGACCCCCCAGUAGAGGGCAGUCCAUCCUGCCUCUCAUUGUCAAACAGGCUGAUUUCACAGAGACAAUCAGUUCAAACCUUUGUAUUCAACAGAAUCGUGCACAUCGGCGUGCACGAGACAUUCAGCCUAUUAACCUAGCUCCAGUGGUAAAGCUCAUCCUGCAUCUCACAGCCACAGAUACAGGAGGCGUGAGUCACUAGAAACCACUCAUUUAAAAAGGUCAGAGGUCAUUUCCCCUGACAGAACAGAACUAUGCCUUUAAUUUAAUCCGUCGGCCUUUCUGCGAUCCAGUAACUCUGCGUACAGCUUUGACCUGAGUUCAAGCCUUUGUGUUCUUACGUGUGCUUUAUCAGAGCAGUGUGGUAGACCUGCUGUUUGCUGCCUCGCGCCCACAGUGCAUCACGGUCGUGUGUGUGUGUGUGUCUGUGUUUAGUGUCUGCCGGCCGGGUUCAGUCACACAAAGAGAGUUUUGGGCCCCAGGCUCCAGUGGGGGUCGUGCUCGCCCCCCCCUGCGGAGCGGAGAGUGGACGUCCCCUCGCUGUGUCUCCAGUGGUCUGUAAAUAAUGCUGCAAACUGCCUGGUUUUUAAAACCUGUCCACAUGCCAGGAUCUCUAGAAGACAGAUUAACACUUAGUCUUGGACUCGGCUCCUAAAGUCAUGGGAGAAAAGUGAAUUUCAUUUGUUUACAUUAUGUUUACAAUGGCACAGUUUUAAUUUGUAAGAAUAUAUAUGUAGGUAUAAACAACAUUUGCAUAUUUAUUGCCUAAGGUUAAAUGAUAUGAUGUGUAUUGUGUUUUCACAUUUGGAAUAUAAUGUUACAGUUGUCACCUGUAUUACUAUCUGGAUGAUUUUGGUAAAGUAGUUGAUGAUUUCUAUGACUACUAAGUGACUGUUUUCUGUGCCUUUUUAUGGUUAGAAUGCAUGGUUAACUAUUUAUUACGAUUUGGAGUCACCGAGAUGUGUAUUUUUGUAUUCCGAAUAAAUAACUGGUUGAGCUUUUGUUGUACAUUUGUAAGGUGCCUUAAAACAGGCUACCUAUUCAUAUCUCUCUUCUUCAAUAAAACCAAAUACAUAUGCAGUGUG
Molecule: messenger RNA, 7216 nt
Organism: Platichthys flesus (European flounder)
Lineage: Eukaryota; Metazoa; Chordata; Actinopteri; Pleuronectiformes; Pleuronectidae
Gene: dgkh
Product: diacylglycerol kinase, eta
Exons: 31
Coding region: 166-4062 (1298 amino acids)
Biological process (GO): intracellular signal transduction; diacylglycerol metabolic process; lipid phosphorylation
Molecular function (GO): protein binding; ATP-dependent diacylglycerol kinase activity
Source: RefSeq, a predicted model, not a curated record